Messenger RNA from Antrostomus carolinensis (chuck-will's-widow), 647 nucleotides. RefSeq names its product anoctamin-1-like. The record is from RefSeq and is a predicted model, not a curated record. Gene Ontology annotation, biological process: chloride transmembrane transport. The transcript is spliced from 6 exons. NCBI's taxonomy places the organism in Eukaryota, Metazoa, Chordata, Aves, Caprimulgiformes, Caprimulgidae. Gene Ontology annotation, cellular component: plasma membrane. Gene Ontology annotation, molecular function: intracellularly calcium-gated chloride channel activity. The annotation marks the transcript as partial.
AUGGAAGAGUGUGCUCCAGGCGGUUGCCUGAUGGAGUUGUGUAUCCAGCUCAGUAUUAUCAUGUUGGGCAAGCAGCUGAUUCAGAACAAUUUGUUUGAGAUUGGCAUCCCAAAAAUGAAGAAAUUUAUACGAUACAUGAAGUUAAAGCGGCGGCGUUCUUUAGACCAUGAAGAGCACAUGAAAAAAAAGCAGCGUUAUGAAGUGGACUAUAACCUGGAGCCUUUUGCUGGACUUACUCCUGAAUAUAUGGAAAUGAUUAUUCAGUUUGGAUUUGUAACUUUGUUCGUCGCGUCCUUCCCGCUGGCGCCUUUGUUCGCUUUGUUGAACAACAUCAUUGAAAUCCGUCUAGAUGCCAAAAAAUUUGUUACUGAGCUGAGGAGACCGGUAGCAGUCAGAGCAAAGGAUAUAGGAAUCUGGUAUAAUAUCCUCAGAGGUAUUGGAAAGCUUGCUGUCAUAAUAAAUGCAUUUGUGAUCUCAUUCACAUCCGACUUCAUUCCACGCCUCGUGUACCUGUAUAUGUACAGUGAGAAUGGCACCAUGCAUGGCUUCGUGAACCAUACGCUAUCCUCUUUUAAUGUCAGCGAUUUUCAAGCAGGAACAGCUCCAAACGACCCCAUGGAUCUUGGCUACGAGGUUCAGAUAUGCAG